AUGCUACAACAACUACUACACAAACAAGAGAGAUCAAACCAGAAAGUCAUUAGAAUAUUUACCUUUGAAGAGCUUCAACAAGCUACCAACAACUAUGACAACAGUACAAUCAUUGGUCGAGGAGGUAAUGGGACAGUAUACAAGGGCAUUCUAGUGGACAAUAGGGUCGUGGCCAUUAAGAAGUCUAAUAAAAUGGUGGAUGAAAGUCAAGUAGAGCAAUUUGUAAAUGAAUUGGUUGUGCUUUCGCAAAUCAAUCAUCGUAAUGUGGUCAAACUCUUGGGUUGUUGCUUAGAGACUCAAGUUCCCUUGCUUGUGUAUGAAUUUAUGUCCAAUGGCACCCUCUUUGAGAACAUACAUAAACAAACUGGGACACUUUCAUGGGAAACUCGUUUACAAAUAGCUACAGAAACUGCAGGAGUAUUGUCAUAUUUGCACUCUAUGGCAUCUAUUCCCAUCAUCCAUAGAGAUGUCAAGUCUACAAACAUACUCUUGGAUGACAAUUAUACAGUAAAAGUAUCAGAUUUUGGAGCUUCAAAACUCAUUCCCCAGGAUGAAGAUCAAUUAGCUACUGCAGUACAAGGAACUCUUGGAUACUUGGACCCUGAAUACAUGCUUACUAGCAAUUUGACCCAAAAAAGUGAUGUUUAUAGCUUCGGAGUUGUCUUAGUCGAGUUAAUGACAGGGAUGAAGGCAUUGUCAUUUGAUAGGCCAGAGGAAGAAAGAAGUCUAGCUAACUACUUUAUUUCAUGUUUGGUAAACAAUCGUUUGGACCGAGUCAUUGAUGAACACAUAGACAUUGGUGGUAAUGAUGAUCAGCUUGAGGAAAUGGCAUAUCUAGCAAUGCGAUGUCUAAAAAUGAAAGGGGAUGAAAGGCCUAGCAUGAAGGAAGUAGCAAUGGAACUAGAGGGGAUAAUUAAGAAAAGGACAGAGAAGCAUCCUUGGAUUGGAAUUAAUUUGAGUCUUUCUAAAGAGACUGAAUACUUGCUUGGUGAGGCAUCAAGGACUUUGGAAAUUGAAGAUUGUAGCAACCAAAUAACUUUGUAUGACAACAUGAGGGAGCAUGUAGUAUUGCCAGUGGAAGGUGGAAGGUAA
This is a messenger RNA of Thlaspi arvense, 1092 nucleotides long. The record is from the annotation of a GenBank genome assembly. NCBI's taxonomy places the organism in Eukaryota, Viridiplantae, Streptophyta, Magnoliopsida, Brassicales, Brassicaceae.